Molecule: messenger RNA, 1080 nt
Organism: Mollisia scopiformis
Lineage: Eukaryota; Fungi; Ascomycota; Leotiomycetes; Helotiales; Mollisiaceae
Exons: 3
Coding region: 1-1080 (359 amino acids)
Molecular function (GO): nucleic acid binding
Source: RefSeq, a predicted model, not a curated record
AUGGGUCUUGCUGCGCCCAAGAACAAAAUCAAAAUCUCCCACGACCCCAAUAAUACAAGAUGGACGAACGACACUUCGAGUUUCGGGCACAAGAUAAUGACCUCUCAAGGCUGGCAGCCGGGGCAAUACCUAGGAGCUAAAGAUGCGGCACAUGCAGAGUUCCAUACUGCAGCAAAUGCUUCCCAUAUUCGAGUCUCCAUCAAGGACGACAAUCUAGGUCUUGGUGCGAAGAUUGGGUCUGGAGUCGGCCACGGUGAAUGCACUGGGUUGGAUGCAUUCAAAAACCUGCUAGGACGAUUGAAUGGUAAAGAUGAGGACGAAUUGGAGAAGGAACAGAAAUCGAGAGACGACUUAAGAAUUGCGAUUUAUACGGAGAGGAAGUGGGGAUCUACAAGAUUUGUGUCUGGAGGGUUCUUGAUUGGAGACAAGAUUCAGCAUUUGAUUGACGCUGAGGCGGAAAGGAUACGAAAGCUUGCCCUGGGAUCUUCUACUGAGUCGAGUUGUUCGUCAGAAUCCGAAGAGGAAGAAACGCCUGUGGAAACGACCAAGAAAUCGAAGAAGCGAAAAGCUGAAACUCUGGAGGAGCCUGAAGUUGUUGUUGUGAAGAUCAAGAAGUCAAAGAAGGAUCGAAAAGCUGAAGCCGCUUCUGAGGCUAUUAAGGAGACAUCAAAUCCGGACGGGGCAAAGCGUUCAAAGAAGUCUAAAAAGGAUCGCAAGUCUACAGUAGAGACCGACGAGAUUCCAGAUGAAAUUGAAUUGAAGAGGAGGAGAAAGCAAGAGAGAAAAGAGAAGAAAGAGAGAAGAGAGAGGACAAAAUUUGAGGCUGAAGCCACCGAAGAAGAGCCAAAGAAGAAGAAAAAGUCCAAGAAGGACAAGCACAAGGAAGCCGAAGGCUCUUCUGAAUCUACCACGAAAGAAAGCACUCCAGCAACACCCAUGGCAGCUGAUUCCAUUGGUCGUUCAACCCCAAUAAUGAUGCAAGGACGGCAUGCUGUACGGGCACGGAACAUAGCACAGAAGCGGAUGGCAAGUAUGGAUGUAGCGUCGCUAAACCAGAUAUUUAUGAUAAAGUCUCAAUGA